Messenger RNA from Nymphaea colorata (pocket water lily), 1874 nucleotides. RefSeq names its product auxin-responsive protein SAUR36-like. Gene Ontology annotation, biological process: response to auxin. The transcript has a single exon. The record is from RefSeq and is a predicted model, not a curated record. NCBI's taxonomy places the organism in Eukaryota, Viridiplantae, Streptophyta, Magnoliopsida, Nymphaeales, Nymphaeaceae. Bases 1212 to 1679 code for a protein of 155 amino acids.
GCAACCUCGAUCAUGGCUUCCCUUUGUUAUCUCCUCUGCUACUGUGAGGAUGAAAGAGAGAGCGAGUCCUAUAGAAACGGUGAAGGAGAGGAAAAGGAUUAGAGUCAUCCUGUGGGUUUCUUUUUCUCUUGUUUGUUUCCCAUUGGCCUUCUAUAAAUACUUCCUUCUCCACCAGAUAUCCUCUUAUUAGAGAAGAGGAGAUUCCACCCAAUUUGUCUUCUCAAUCUGUGCUUCCGCUUUCCCAGGUUUUCCUUUCCCUUCUACCUGCAGGGUGAGGGAAAGAAAAGAGUUGUUUGAUCAGAGGUUCUCUCAGUGUUUGCUCUGGCUUUUCCCAUGGAAAGGUUUCCUUAGAAAGCAGGAAGAAGACUGAUUGUCCGGGCCCCUUGUUGUUCUUGUGUCCCGCUUGCAGAAUUUUUGUCUGAGUUGCUUUUGAUUUUGAGUUUUGGCUGCAUCCUUCUUGUUUCUGGUUUCCUCUUUAUUCCAUCUUUGUUGUUUUGGUUUCUGCUCUGAAUGGUUUAGUGCACUGGUUGUUGGUCAAUGACUAACACGGUGAGACCAAGAAUGAAGGUUCUUCUUUACCUGGUCUAUGACAGAGGAUAACAUUCAGAAAGGCACCUUCCUCCCAGGCGAUCCUCCCAAUCAAAAUUCUCAGUGAUUUUCAUCUUCUUUCUGAUAUCCAAAUUGUGGGUCUUCUUCUGCUUUGGUCUUAACCUUCAUAUAUUGGUGAUCCCAAAAUUCCUGAUCGCAUUUUCAUCCAAGUUUCAGAGUUUUCCUUCCAGGUUUAGUGAUCAAGGUCAUCUCAGCAACAUCCUCUCUUUUAAUCUUCGUAUUUUGGUAGCAAAUAUCGCAGAGACCAUCUUGGUUGUCCAAUUUGCAGGUUUCUUCUUCUUCUUCUUCUUCUUCCCUUUAAAGAAGAAAACUCCUUUGAUGUGCAAUCUCUGAGUUUCUGUUUCCAUUUUUUCUUCUUCAACAAUCUGAAACCAAACUUUGUCUGGUUCUUUGAAAACGAAACGAUCUACUUCCAACCAAAUUGUGGAUCUUUCUUCUUCUUGAUCGCCUUGAAGGACCACCAAGAAACCCAUAUUUUGCGAAACAAAUUUGUGGGUUCGAUCUCUCUGUUCAUCAUUGAACACUUUGGUCUUAGCGGGCAUCAAAUUUUUGCCAGACAAAGAAAACUCGUCUUAAGAUUAAUCUCAACUCCAAGCCAAGAAAUGGAGAGGGUACCUGCGAGCAAGGCUAAGACGAAGAAGCUUGGCAUGCUGCUGAGGGGCCUAGGCCGAAGCAGCAGCACGAGCCCCUCGCCGCCAGGGAGCCCGAAGUGGGCUCGGUCGGAGGAGGAGGAGGAAGGCGGCCGGGGACGGAGCAAGAGGCGGGUGGCGCCGGAAGGGUGCUUCUCCGUGUACGUGGGGCCGGAGAGGAAGCGGUUCGUGGUGAAGACAGAGCACGCGAACCACCCGCUGUUCAGGAUGCUGCUGGAGGAGGCCGAGUCGGAGUACGGGUUCUGCAGCGAGGGGCCGAUCGCCCUCCCCUGCGACGUCGACCUCUUCCUCCGCGUCCUCUGGGAGAUGGACGCCGACGAGGCUGUGCCCCGCGGCCGCGGCUGCGCGUUCCCCACCAGGAAGGGCGGCGGCAUCGGCGGCUACCAGCUCCUCAGCCCCUCCCGCUUCCGAGUCGGAUGACUCGUAUCGUCUCGGUUGGGAUACCGUAGUUGCAAGGGGUGCUUUUUCCUUGUUUUUUUGUUUAUUUUUUCCGGUUUAAUUUGUCUCUUUCUUUUCCUUUUUUUUUCCUUCCAUGAAUCCUUCGCUUGGAUUUGUAUCAUGAGGAAAAAAAGGAAGUAUUUUGUAAGAAAUGUGAAAAAUAUUAUCAUUUUUGUA